AUGUCGCUCUUCGGCGCUUCAGCAUCGAAACCUGUCCUAAGCUUGGGCACCAGUACUGCUGCGCCGGCUCCCCUAAACUUAGGCCAGACUACAACCGCUCAACCGCAAGCGAACACCUCCACAACAGGCGCAUCUUCUCAAGCGCAGAUAGACAUUGCUCAUCUGCGGUCCACCACAAAAUUUGACCAGCUUACACCUGACCUACAAAAAGAAAUCGAGGCGGUUGACACGCUCAUCCUCAAUCAGAUCAAACUCGCCUCCGAAGUAGCAGACCUUCUUCCGACCGUAGUCGCUGCUGGAGAAACGCUACCCAAUGGUGUGGACUUUGUAAGUCAGAAGCUGGACGAGGUGGAAGCUGGGCUAGGCAACGAUGCAGAGGCCAUUGUGGCGGCAAGGGAUGGUGGUGUGAAAAAGAAUGAGCUGGAGGCAAAAUGCGUUUUCAGGGCCAUCGAUCGGUUGAAAAUGCCCAGGCAAUACCAACAGGUUGCUCAUGCGCAGACUGAAAACUUGAACGGUAGCGGUAUCUACGGUGGCACAGGUCUAAGCGGAUGGUGGAAUAAUCCUCAGACGUUGAGGGGGAGCGUCCGGGCUGGCCAUGCUCAAGGAGAUAAAAUUCAACUCCCGGGCGAGGAGGCAGAAGAAAUACAGGGCCCGAAGAGCUUGAUUGAAUUGUUCAAUACGAGGACCGAGGAGAUGCAGGACAUGAUCCAAGGCAAUCGACAACUUCUGAGCGACAUUGAGGAUUUUGUCCAAGGCUUGGAAGGGAAAGUCACUGGGAAGGAGAGAGAGUUGAGUGAUCGAGUCACCUACGGCGAUCGAAAUGGCGGGGCCAUCAGCGAAAAAGAGCAUCAGAUGCAAUUGCUGCGCUAUGUAUUCGGAGAAGUGCAGAGGAGUCUUUACGAUGUGGCUGAUAAGGUUGGAGCUGCGAGGGACGAAGUUGCACAGUUGACAAUUGGGAAAUGA
This is a messenger RNA of Fonsecaea multimorphosa CBS 102226, 963 nucleotides long. RefSeq lists its product as uncharacterized. The coding region runs from base 1 to 963 and encodes 320 amino acids. Lineage: Eukaryota; Fungi; Ascomycota; Eurotiomycetes; Chaetothyriales; Herpotrichiellaceae. The transcript has 2 exons. Gene Ontology annotation, molecular function: structural constituent of nuclear pore. Gene Ontology annotation, cellular component: nuclear pore. Gene Ontology annotation, biological process: nucleocytoplasmic transport. The record is from RefSeq and is a predicted model, not a curated record.